GUAGAUCUUUCCUUUACAGGUCUGCAGGGAGGAACCAUAAUGGAAAGGAUAUUGCUGAGAGUAAUGCUUCUAUCAAAUUGCUUCAGCCUCUUCACCAGUUUCACUCGCCAUUACCACUUCUUCAGUGAACCUUUGACUUGGAAUGAAGCUCAGACUUUCUGCAGACAGAAAUACACAGACCUGGCCACCAUAGAAAACUCCGAAGAACAUAACUUGCUUUAUAAAACGCUUCAAUCUGCUGGUUACACCUCUGACGUCUGGAUUGGUUUGUACAGUGAAAUCGACUGGAAGUGGUCAGAUGGGUAUACUGGGGCUGGUGCUGAUUACAGGCACUGGAGAAGUGAUUACAAUGAACCAGAAUUUUAUCAUGCCAGUCAAUUGUGUGUACGUUCUGGGGAUCUUGGAAAUUGGUGGGAUGAUGACUGUGCACUAAACCAGCAAUUUAUCUGUAACACCGGGACACAAGAGGAACCUCAAUUUACUCGUCAAAAAGAAAACAUGAACUGGUCUAGUGCUCAAAGGUUCUGCAGGGAAAACUUUAUUGACCUUGCAACUGUAAGGACUGAUGCAGAAAAUAACAUGAUAGCGAAAGUAUUACCGAUUGGCGUCCAUGCUUGGAUUGGUCUGUUUAGAGACCCAAACUUUUUUUGGUCAGAUCAAAGCAGCUUCCUGUUUAGUGCCUGGGACUCUGUCAUUAAUCCAAUCGGCUCAAUGACAGUGAUAUGUGGUGCUACAUCUUUUGGGAGAUCUGGAAAAUGGAAAUUUUUAUCAUGUGAAAAAAGAUUGCCGUUUGUCUGCUACAGUGUUCAUGUUUUCAAAAAUGUAGUAAAGCUGAAAUUGAAGGCAGAGGACUCCAUGGAUCUGAAUGACCCUGUUCUGAAAGAGAAAAUCCUGAAAAAGCUUCAAGACAGACUCCGGGAGAGAGGAAUGAAUGCCACCCUAAAAUGGAGGAAGGAUCUCAAUAGAGAAACUGUCAAGAAGGAGCUGUAAACUUAGAUCUGAAUUGUAAUCCCAGAUGCUUCCAGAAUUGUUUGUUUUAAAUAUGGUAUAAAUAACAUUGUUAGAGCACGGCAGCAGUAUGCACUGCUGUUUUUGUCUUUGUUAUUAAACUCAUGAGUUUAAACUUUGCUGCAGUUUAUAUAUUUCACUCAGGCAUACCAUUGUAUCUACCUUACCAAUAAUAUAUUGAUUUCUGUUUAUGCUAUAAUAAAGUCCUAAACCCUCAAAGCCAAUACUGGGCAGGCCUUAUCUCUGCAUUUAACACCAAGAUAUUAGCUGUAGAUUUUCCUGUAAGCUGUGAGGAGCAGCCUUAAAACAAGGUAGGUGUCAAGUAAAUCAAACAGAUGCUUGCUUGAUUGAAUUACAUUUUGUAGAGUUUUAAGAUAACGUUAGAGACAUUUUGUAAGUUUUAACUGAAAAAUAUCUUUACAAUAGCCUUUUUAGCUGACCCUUUACGACUACAACAUUGUUUGAUGAGCAGACUGACACCUCGGUCGUUCAGCGAUGAGGAAUCCUUGAGGUACUUUGGUUCAGAUGUUGCCGCGCUUUUUCUGCAGAUGUGACGUUAAGCAUGUUCAUACUAAAUAGUUCCAACUUAGCAAACAAUCAAAGUGGUAUAUUAAAGAUGGAUUUUGUGGAUAUUUAGUAGCAUCCAGUUCAGUUCAGGCAAUAAGGGGAACUAAGGGGUGAAAGAAGAAAAAAAAAACCUUGUCAAGUAUAAGUUUAUGCUAUUUUAAAUCAAUUCUAAUCAUUUUAUUCAUACUUCUCAAUUGUUCCAUGCAUAUGGCAUAUACCCAAGAUGCUACAUACUCCCAUAUAGACAAUUGUUGUUUUGUAGUUGUUGAUGAUUUGUUUGUUUAAUUUGCUUUUUUAGGAAGAAUUUGCUGUUGUUAUCAUUUGAU
Molecule: messenger RNA, 1901 nt
Organism: Cyprinodon variegatus (sheepshead minnow)
Lineage: Eukaryota; Metazoa; Chordata; Actinopteri; Cyprinodontiformes; Cyprinodontidae
Product: C-type mannose receptor 2-like
Exons: 5
Coding region: 40-990 (316 amino acids)
Source: RefSeq, a predicted model, not a curated record